Molecule: messenger RNA, 615 nt
Organism: Thelazia callipaeda (thelaziosis nematode)
Lineage: Eukaryota; Metazoa; Nematoda; Chromadorea; Rhabditida; Thelaziidae
Source: the annotation of a GenBank genome assembly
AUGCUUGGAGAAUUUGGUUUCUUUUCAAUAUUUUAUUUCGUUAUGCGUGUUGUUAAAACUGAUGAGGAUAUUGUGGCUUGCAAUUCACUUGUAAAAUUAAAAAAUAAUAAAGAAGAUGUUCGUCUUCAUUCACAUGACGUAAAAUAUGGGACAGGCAGUGGCCAGCAGUCAGUAACUGCAGUGGAAAAUGGAGAUGAUGUUAAUUCAUACUGGUUGCUCCUUAAGACGAAAGGAAAGUGUAAACGAGGUGAACCAAUAAGUUGUGGCCAAACUAUCCGCCUUAAACAUCAUAAGACCAGUUGUUAUCUUCACAGUCACUUGUUUGAUGCACCAAUUACAAGAGGAAACCAGGAGGUAUCAUGUUAUGGAAAAGAUGAGGAGAGCGAUUCUGGAGAUCAUUGGAAGGUUUUAUGUGAUAGUGAAGUAUGGUUACAUAAUGUUCCUGUAAGGUUAAAACAUGAAGAUACUGGGAAAUUUUUGGGAGUAAGUGGUCAGACAUUCGGUCGGCCAAUAUCUGGCCAGUAUGAGGUAGUAGGUACUACUUCAUCUCAAAACUCAGCUCUAUGGGCAGCGGUAGAAGGCGUUUUUAUGGUAAGGUCGGACAAGUCAGAAUAA